AUGGCAAACAUCCAAAAGAGGCUGGAGCAGAUCCAGCAGGAGCAGCAGACAAUCCACGACAUCAACAAGGACAAGCUGAGCGAAAUCCUCUCCAUAGUCAGAGAAAAGAAGUACCAGGAUCCAUCCACAUACUAUCCGCCGUCCCUUCUUUCCAGGAUGCUUCCAAACUGCUAUCCAAGGGCGCCGAACGAGGGAAUCUUCAAGGUCAACAUAGAGGACAUGAAGAUGGAUAACCUGCAUGAAGAAACGCUCUUCUAUAUCUUCUAUUCGUUUCCAAACGACAGGCUGCAGAUCAAGGCGUACGACAACAUUCUCAAGAAAAAAUAUGUCUUCUGUAAAAUGUACAAGUGCUUUGUCACAUUCAACUCCCCAGCAACCGCCGACCAUGUCAAGAGAUCCAUUGUUAUGUUCGACCCAUUCAGCUGGUCGAAGGUGUCGCUAGAGGUCGUCUUUGAUGAGAAGUUCGUUCGGUCGCUAGAGAAGUGA
Molecule: messenger RNA, 486 nt
Organism: Encephalitozoon cuniculi GB-M1
Lineage: Eukaryota; Fungi; Microsporidia; Unikaryonidae
Product: general negative regulator of transcription
Exons: 1
Coding region: 1-486 (161 amino acids)
Biological process (GO): regulation of DNA-templated transcription
Source: RefSeq, marked provisional